Molecule: messenger RNA, 3710 nt
Organism: Epinephelus lanceolatus (giant grouper)
Lineage: Eukaryota; Metazoa; Chordata; Actinopteri; Perciformes; Serranidae
Product: rho family-interacting cell polarization regulator 2-like
Source: RefSeq, a predicted model, not a curated record
UAGCUUGACUGUGGACACAAAAAACUGCGAAAUCAAGGAGAGGGACAGCGCCCAGAAUAACUGUAAACCUCUGCAAACUGUGUGGAGCAUCGCGUUGGAAAUGAGACUGCUGACAUAUUCUCCGGGUUGUCGGACGUUAAAACAGAGGACAUGUCCUUCGGUUUGUUAAAGCCACAGUGCUACACUCAACUCUCCAAGCAUGCUACAGUAGUGACAAUCUCUCUCUACUCAGCAGCACUGUUUGAUCCAAGAGAAACGUGCCUUGUAAGGAAGCAGGAUGUUCACAGGCUCCACCAAACUGCCACCUACUAAAACCCCGCAGCCUGAGCGGCUGGAUGAAGUGUACGCUGCCUUACGCAGAGGCUUACAGUCGUACCUGCAGGUCCACCAGCUGGAGCUGGACAGUCUGGGUCAGCAGACCAGAGAGAACAAGAGGAACGGUCGCCUGGGGUCUCUGUAUGAGUUAGAUAAGCAAGUGAAAGCCAUAGAGAGGUUUAUGCGUCGUCUGGAAUUCCAUCUCAGUAAGGUUGAGGAGCUGUACGAUGCGUAUUGUAUACAGCGGCGACUGCGUGAUGGAGCAAGUAAGAUGGUGGCGGCCUUUAACUCCGCCACUGGCAGCAAGGAGGCCAGAGAGAGCCUAAGUGAAGCCAACAAGGGCUACAAAGAGUGCACAGAGCACAUGUGCUCACUUGAGAGUGAAUUAGAAAGCCAGAUGGGAGAAUUUCAUGUCAAGAUGAAGGGCCUCGCUGGCUUUGCACGGCUCUGUGCUGGUGAUCAGUACGAGGUCCUAAUGCGGUAUGGGCGGCAACGCUGGAGGCUACGAGGCCGCGUGGAAGUCAGCAACAAGCAGAUAUGGGACAGUGAAGAGUACAUCUUUCUGCCACUUGUCACAGAGCUGCUGUCAAUCAAGGUGACGGAGCUGAAAAGCCUGGCUAAUCAUGUAGUGGUGGGCAGCGUGUCCUGUGAAAUGCUCGACCUGUUCUGCCCGCUUCCCCAGACGCUUGCUGUGGAUAUCAACGACCUCGGGACAGUGAAGCUGAACUUGGAGGUCACCUGGAGUCCAUUUGAUAAGGAUGACCAGACAUCGUCCACCAGUACAGUUUCCAAACGGCUGCUGUCCAAUCAGAGCCCUCCUGACACGCCCUCUAUGCGGGAGCAGGUGUUUUAUUCUCUGCUGAAGCGUCAAGGAGAAAUGGAGAACGGGACCGUGUGGUCCAACUCCUCCGAGUCCUCCGACGACUCCUCCAGUCCGGCCUUGGCUCACCAUGCUCAGAGGCUGACGGCCUCCAACAUGCUGCAAACCACUCUCACCAAUCAGCUGUCGCUCUCGCAGCACAAGUCCAGCGCAUCAACGCCGUCACUCUCAUCCAACCAGGAGGAGGAUGAGACAGAAGCCGGGGAGGUUUUCUCUCAGUCGGACGCCGUGCCCAACGGCCAUCUGCAGACUUCCUGCUCUCAUACACCAGACUGUACUGUGACUGGCAGAGCGUCUGUCAAAUCAGCCGAGCUCUCCGAAACCUCAGGAGACCUGAGCUGCUCAUGCCCCGAUGUUUCCUCUGUGCCUCCUGUAUCGCUGACAGAGACACAGGACAUAUCUGAAAGUGGCGUCCCACAGGUGUGUAUUUCAGCGGAGGAGGUAAAAGAGGAAGCGUCUGAGGACUCGUCAGUACAGGCUGGACAGACUGAAGUAGAAAUAGAGGACAGCACCACUGAAGCAGCAGAGGGACACCAGGUAGAAGCCACAGAGAAACACAGUCAACCACUUCAGUCCAUCCAGGAGUCAAAACAACCGCAGGACACUCUGACGGCCCCUUUUCCCACUUCUUCUAGUUUCACUUUGGAGGUCGAGACAGCACUUGAAAGUUUUGACUUUCUCAACUGCUCUGACCUUGAUGAAGAUGAGGAGGAAGAGGAACAACAGGAACAACAGGAAGAUGAAGUAAAGAAGAAGGAGGAGGAGGAGGAUGAUGAUGGGCAACAUGAAGAGAACCAAAACAAAGAGGAGGAAGAGACAGUGGCGGAAGAGACAGUGGCGGAAGAGACAGUGGCGGAGGAGAAAGUGGUGGAAGAGAAAGUGGUGGAAGAGAAAGUGGAGGAGGAGAAGGUGGAGGAAGAAGAAAAGGAUGAAGAGAACUUUUACUCUGGAGGAAGUGAUGAUGAGGAGGCAGACGGUCUACAGAUCCUUAUGGAGGCCCCGGAAGGUUUCAGAAACUCAGAUGAAGAUAGAUUCUCUGAAUCUCAGGAGUCCAGCGUGGAGGACGGGCAGGAUGUGUGUCAGAUGGAGCUGGCCGAUGAGAAGGAGGAGCACAGCGAGGAAAAGGGAGACGAACCACAAGGAGAGGACACAUCACAAGCUCAGGAGGAGCGUCCCUCUACUCCCACCCACUUGGCCACUGCUGUCUUCUAAUGAGACCAGGGGCACCGUACUUAAAACCAUUUCUCCCACUCUGCCAUCCACUCAUGCCAUCCCCCUCGUACACCGCGGCAUCGGAGGCCUUGAGGAUGUUCCACUUACUGCUCAGACAAACAAGCUCUCCCAUUAACGGCAGAGUUUGUGCACAUAUUUGCCUUGUUCUGACCAAGAACGAUAAACCUCGAGGUUUCCGCACCUCAGUCGUGACUGAAAGCCCCCCUUCCCUCAUUCUUUCAACACACACUCCACCAUCACGUUGCCUGGGUUUAAGUGGGUCACCACUUAGUUUACACUCUCAUAAACUGUUCCGGUCAUGUGAAAACUCAGUGUCCAAAACAUUUCAGGAACAGCUAAAAGCGGCCUUGUUUUGGCUUUAUUACAGUGCAUUUUUUUUAAGUAAUCUAAUAAUUUUUAAAUGGUUUUAUAAGUUUGAGUUGAUGGAUUUCUUCAGUCUACAGAGAAGCAUACAAUCACUAACUGAGUUCUCAAAACUACCAGUAUUUGUGGAUAUAUAUAUAAAAAAAACUAUCAAGGUUAUGUUUUUCAGUGUUAAAUCAGUGUACAGCCCAGAGCUCUUUUCUUUGUCCGUGAGAGAGGAAAAAAGACUGAGCAUGUGAUGUUUGUCUGAAGAUUUUCAUCGACGUGCUGUGGAUAUGGAGUCAUUCCCAAACCAGGAAUGUACCCUGAAAACCAACAGGAUCUUUUCAUUUUAGGCAUUAGAGACAGUUAAUUACUCAGAAAUACACAUGGAGUGCAGAAGUUACAACUCAACACCAGGAACAUUAGUAUUAUUAGGACUGAGCAAACACUUUAGGAGUCUCGAAUGUCUCCUCAAAGCUCAUUUUGGUCCGACAUGAAAACAAUCUGCAGUGUAAAACUAUAUUUAAACCUGCAUGUGUAGCUGCCUCACACUGCCAGCAUGUCUGUAUAAAAAGCUCAACUGAUCAGUUUUUAAGUGUGUAAGCUAGGCUUCAGUGCAAGGAAGCCAUCGGGUCUGUAGCUGUGUACAAAAGCCGCCUCACAGGGGCGCUAUAGUCUCUCAGCGUCAUGCUUUAUGUUGUUCUACAAAAGCCUCGUCAUUCAGAAAGUGCCUCAAGUGACAGAGAUGUAAGGUUUUAAAAUGCCACGACAGGAGAGAUCAGGCAAAAGAUAACAGUGUUUAUUUUCUGAAUUACUUUAAGAGUGUGCACAAUAAGAGAUAUUUACUGUUUCAUAUAAAGAAUUGUAUAUGUCUUGAAAUGUUAAAAUGUUUAUGUUCAGAAAUGUUUAAACUUUAUAAAGGUUUCUUUAAAAUGAA